Sorex araneus (European shrew) is the source of this 3286-nucleotide messenger RNA. RefSeq names its product glycogen phosphorylase B (gene PYGB). The transcript has 20 exons. The record is from RefSeq and is a predicted model, not a curated record. Bases 102 to 2633 code for a protein of 843 amino acids. NCBI's taxonomy places the organism in Eukaryota, Metazoa, Chordata, Mammalia, Eulipotyphla, Soricidae. Gene Ontology annotation, molecular function: pyridoxal phosphate binding; glycogen phosphorylase activity. Gene Ontology annotation, biological process: glycogen catabolic process. Gene Ontology annotation, cellular component: cytoplasm.
GCCAGAGGCGGCCGGGUCCGCAGUCUCCACGGCGGGGCGGCUGCAGCAUCCUCGUUGAGUUGGUCCCUGCGGCCCUGCUCUCGUCCCUCUCGGCCGGUGCGAUGGCCCAGCCGCCGACGGACAGCGAGAAGCGGAAGCAGAUCAGCGUGCGCGGCCUGGCGGGGCUGGGGGACGUGGGCGAGGUGCGGAAGAGCUUCAACCGGCACCUGCACUUCACUCUGGUCAAGGACCGCAAUGUGGCCACGCCCCGCGACUACUACCUGGCGCUGGCGCACACGGUGCGCGACCACCUGGUGGGCCGCUGGAUCCGCACGCAGCAGCACUACUACGAGCGUGACCCCAAGCGCAUCUAUUACCUUUCCCUGGAAUUCUACAUGGGCCGCACGCUGCAGAACACCAUGGUGAAUCUGGGCCUUCAGAAUGCAUGCGACGAAGCAGUUUACCAGUUGGGAUUGGACUUGGAAGAAUUGGAGGAAAUCGAGGAGGACGCUGGCCUGGGGAACGGAGGCCUCGGGAGACUGGCAGCUUGCUUCCUCGACUCCAUGGCCACCCUGGGCCUGGCAGCCUACGGCUACGGGAUCCGCUAUGAGUUUGGGAUUUUCAACCAGAAGAUCGUGAACGGCUGGCAGGUGGAAGAGGCAGAUGACUGGCUGCGAUACGGGAACCCCUGGGAGAAGGCGCGGCCUGAGUACACGAUCCCAGUGCAUUUCCACGGGCGAGUGCAGCACACGGCCGACGGCGUGCAGUGGCUGGACACGCAGGUGGUCCUGGCCAUGCCCUACGACACCCCGGUGCCAGGCUACAAGAACAACACCGUCAACACCAUGCGCCUGUGGUCGGCGAAGGCGCCCAAGGACUUCAAGCUGCAAGACUUCAACGUGGGCGGCUACGUGGAGGCCGUCCUGGACCGGAACCUGGCCGAGAACAUCUCCAGAGUCCUGUACCCCAAUGACAAUUUUUUCGAGGGCAAGGAGCUGCGCCUGAAGCAGGAGUACUUUGUGGUGGCUGCGACGCUGCAGGACAUUGUCCGCCGCUUUAAGUCCUCCAAGUUUGGCUGCCGGGACCCAGUGCGAACCUGCUUCGAGAUAUUCCCAGACAAGGUUGCCAUCCAGCUGAAUGACACCCACCCGGCCCUCGCCAUCCCUGAGCUCAUGCGGAUCCUGGUGGAUGUGGAGAAGGUGGACUGGGACAAGGCCUGGGAGAUCACAAAGAAGACAUGUGCAUAUACCAAUCACACCGUGCUGCCGGAGGCCUUGGAGCGCUGGCCCGUGUCCAUGUUGGAGGACCUGCUGCCACGGCACCUGGAGAUCAUCUACGCCAUCAACCAGAGGCACCUGGAUCACGUGGCUGCCCUCUUCCCUGGGGACGUGGCGCGCCUGCGGCGGAUGUCUGUCAUCGAGGAGGGUGCCUGCAAGCGCGUCAACAUGGCCCACCUGUGUGUGCUGGGCUCCCACGCCGUCAACGGUGUGGCGCGGCUGCACUCGGACAUUGUCCGGCGGUCGGUCUUCAAGGAUUUUCAUGAGCUGGAGCCGGAGAAGUUCCAGAACAAGACGAACGGCAUCACGCCGCGGCGCUGGCUGCUGCUGUGUAACCCAGGACUGGCUGACGCCAUCGUGGAGAGGAUCGGGGAGGGCUUCCUGACGGACCUGAGCCAGCUGAGGAGACUGCUGCCACUGGCCAGCGACGAGGCCUUCGUCAGGGCUGUGGCCAGGGUCAAGCAGGAGAACAAGCUGAAGUUCUCUGCCUUUCUGGAGAAGGAGUACGGGGUGAAGGUCAACCCUGCCUCCAUGUUCGACGUCCACGUGAAGAGGAUCCACGAGUACAAGAGGCAGCUGCUGAACUGCCUGCACAUCAUCACACUGUACAACCGAAUCAAGAAGGAGCCAGCCAAGGCCUUUGUGCCUCGGACCGUCAUGAUCGGGGGCAAGGCGGCCCCCGGCUACCACAUGGCCAAGAUGAUCAUCAAGCUGGUCACCUCCAUCAGUGACGUCGUCAACCAUGACCCCGUCGUGGGCGACCGGCUCAAAGUGAUCUUCCUGGAGAACUACCGAGUGUCGCUGGCUGAGAAAGUGAUCCCUGCAGCCGACCUGUCGCAGCAGAUCUCCACCGCGGGCACCGAGGCCUCGGGCACCGGCAACAUGAAGUUUAUGCUCAACGGGGCCCUGACCAUCGGCACCAUGGAUGGGGCCAAUGUGGAGAUGGCCGAGGAGGCCGGCCUGGACAACCUCUUCAUCUUCGGCCUGCGGGUGGAGGAGGUCGGGGAGCUGGACCGGAGCGGGUACAAUGCCCGUGAGUACUAUGAGCGCCUGCCCGAGCUCAGGCAGGCCGUGGACCAGAUCAGUGGAGGCUGCUUCUCCCCCUCGGAGCCCGACUGCUUCAGGGGCGUGGUCGACAUGCUGCUGCACCAUGACAGGUUCAAGGUAUUUGCGGAUUAUGAAGCAUACAUGGCGUGCCAGGCCCAGGUGGACCAAUUGUACCAGAACCCCACAGAGUGGACAAGGAAGGUCAUCAGAAACAUCGCCUGCUCGGGCAAAUUCUCCAGUGACCGCACCAUCUCUGAAUAUGCCCGGGAGAUCUGGGGCGUGGAACCAUCCGACAUGCAGAUCCCGGCCCCUGACCUCCCCAGGGACUAGCCGCCCAGCGCGGGCCCCAGCGGGCACCCACAGCGCUUGUUCUCUAGUUGGCUCUGCUUGUGUCCGGCUGCCUUCCUGUGGGCCUGGGUCCGGGCUGUGGUGCGGGUGAGGGAGGGCGGGCACGGGGCUGCCUUCUUGCCUCUGGGGUCAGGUCCAGGCAGGUGCUGGGGCAAAACCAAGGGCAGUGUUUCUGCUGCUCUGGACUGAUGAGGCCUCUUGUCCUCCCUGGCCCACUCUGUCCUCUGGCUGUGGUGCUGCCCAAGCUCUCCAGAGUGACCUGAGAGCCCAGAACAAGCUGGGCUUGACACCCAGGGGUGCCCCGACAAAGCCCAGAGGGUUUUGCUUUGUCAAACUUAUUGCCCUCAGGCCAUGAGCCAGAGGAAGCCUUUUCUUUAAAAGUCACAGCAGAAAGUGUGCUCUGGAAGGUUCACGUCAGGGGGACUGUGGUGCUGGACUGUGUCCUCCUGGCCUUGGGGGUAGCGCUUGACCUGGGAGGCUGGAGCUGGGGAAGGCUUUGAGAGCGCCCCCAGCCGAGCCGGGGACAGAAGCCCCCUGCUGCCAGGACACUCGCUGCCCCUCAGGCCAUAGGCCAUCACUGUGCAUUUGCCGCCACUGCCUCGAGAACAGAUUAAACACCACACCGUGCUAAACUC